Messenger RNA from Arachis ipaensis, 1302 nucleotides. Its product is annotated as senescence-specific cysteine protease SAG39-like. Gene Ontology annotation, molecular function: cysteine-type peptidase activity. NCBI's taxonomy places the organism in Eukaryota, Viridiplantae, Streptophyta, Magnoliopsida, Fabales, Fabaceae. Gene Ontology annotation, biological process: proteolysis. The record is from RefSeq and is a predicted model, not a curated record.
GAACCAACACAUCAAUUUACUUCUUCAAUUCACAUUGUUUAAUUUCCAUAUUCAACUAUGGCUUAUUCCAACAAAAUAUUCCAAUGCAUUUCAUUGGCUUUGGUUGUUCUUUUUGGAAUCUUGUCUUUAGAGGCCAAUGCUAGGAUUCUUGAAGAUUCCAUAAUGCAUGAGAGACAUGAAAAAUGGAUGGUUCAACAUGGAAAAUACUAUAAAGACUCUAAUGAAAAGGAAUUAAGGUUCAAAAUUUUCAAAGAAAAUGUUGAACGAAUUGAGGCCUUCAAUAGUGAUGGAAACAAGUCUUACAAGCUUGGUAUUAAUCAAUUUGCUGAUCUAACAAAUGAUGAGUUUAAGGGUAGGAAUAAGUUCAAGGGUCACAUGUGUUCCACAAUCACAAAGACACCAACAUUUAGGUAUGAAAAUGUGAGUGCUGUUCCACCUUCAAUUGAUUGGAGACAGAAAGGUGCUGUCACACCUAUUAAGGACCAAGGCCAAUGUGGAUGUUGUUGGGCAUUUUCUGCUGUGGCAGCAACAGAAGGAAUCACAAAACUAACAACAGGGAAACUAAUCUCCUUAUCAGAACAAGAGCUUGUUGAUUGUGACACAAAAGGUGUGGACCAAGGUUGUGAAGGUGGUCUAAUGGACAAUGCAUUCAAAUUCAUAAUCCAAAACAAAGGGCUCACAACAGAAUCCAAUUAUCCAUACACAGCAUCUGAUGGAACAUGCAACACAAAAGCAGAAUCAAACCAUGCAGCCAGCAUUAAAGGGUUUGAAGAUGUACCUGCCAACAGUGAAAGUGCACUUCUAAAAAGUGUUGCCAAUCAACCAGUUUCCGUUGCCAUUGAUGCUAGUGACUUUGGUUUCCAGUUUUACUCAGGUGGUGUUUUCACUGGAUCUUGUGGUACUAGUUUGGAUCAUGGUGUCACUGCAGUUGGUUAUGGAGUUAGUGAUGAUGGAACUAAGUAUUGGUUGGUUAAGAAUUCAUGGGGUGAGACAUGGGGUGAACAAGGUUACAUUAGAAUGCAAAGAGAUAUUGAUGCUAAACAAGGUUUGUGUGGCAUUGCAAUGCAAGCUUCUUACCCUACUGCAUAAUUGUUAUUAGGUGAAAACUCAGGUGCAGUUGAUUUUACAUGAAGUUGAUAAUUGAAAGCAGUUAGAUGAUUUGACUGAUUUGACUAAAUUUUCAUCUAAUGACUCUCAUCUAUCAACUUCACGUGAAGUCAACUGCAGCUGUUCAUCUUGUUAUUACUUGUUUUAUGUAAUAGUGAAAUUUAAGCCACUAUAUAUACAAAAAUGAUAUAUGUA